This is a messenger RNA of Siniperca chuatsi (mandarin fish), 4762 nucleotides long. RefSeq names its product sema domain, immunoglobulin domain (Ig), transmembrane domain (TM) and short cytoplasmic domain, (semaphorin) 4Ba (gene sema4ba). Gene Ontology annotation, biological process: negative regulation of axon extension involved in axon guidance; negative chemotaxis; positive regulation of cell migration. Gene Ontology annotation, molecular function: chemorepellent activity; semaphorin receptor binding. The record is from RefSeq and is a predicted model, not a curated record. Bases 533 to 3043 code for a protein of 836 amino acids. Lineage: Eukaryota; Metazoa; Chordata; Actinopteri; Centrarchiformes; Sinipercidae. The transcript has 15 exons.
UCAGAGGCAGGCUGUAGUAAGACACUGUGUCAGGGAGAGGGAGAGUGUGGACCUGCAGACUCAGAGCUGUCAUCUGCAAAAGCUUUAAACUCUGUUGUUUCUGUGGAUUUUCUUCUGACACUUCCUGGAGGAGGAAUCAAUUUGUCUGUGUCACCCAAAGGAAACCUUUUUUAGAUCUGAAGGAAGUUUUUGUUUCUCGACUGAGUGGGACAGAGCGUGUGCUACCCUUGUGUUCAUUAACUGUGUGGUACCGUGGCUUCAUGAAUCAUUGAUAUCUCAGCUGAGACCCUGCUGUGUCGCGUGCACAUGGAGGCUGAUUGGUGGAGACUUUCUGUCUUGUUCUGAAGUCACAGCAUCAUCUUCUGCAGGCCCAAAGGAGUGCAUAGGCUAUCCAUUCAAGGAGCCCGGAGCUACAGGAAGAGAGAGAGAGAGGGAGAGAAAAUAAACACGGCUUAAAAAAAGACGCUCUUCAUGAAUUCCCCAAAAACCUGAAAAGCAAAUACUGCAAGUUGGCUGGCGGUCCUGAGGAGGCAUGUGGACAGUGAGUAUGGCUUGGCUCCGUCUCCCAGCCUACACUCUCCUCCUUGUUGGUUGCAUUCAUACAACUGUCAUGGAAAACGAUGUAACUCCACGCCUCACCUUCUCCUACAAUGCAAAGGAGAGGACAACCAGAAGUUUCUCAGUCGGCGGAGUCUUCAACUACACCUCUCUCCUUCUCAGUAAAGAAGAUAACAUGCUGUACGUUGGCGCUCGGGAGAUUCUCUUUGCUCUCAACCUCACUGAUAUCAGUGCAGUCAAGCUACAAAGAAAUCUCACAUGGAAAACUCCAGAGAGGAAGAGAGACGAGUGCAGUUUCAAAGGCAAAGACCUGCAGACUGAUUGCUUCAACUACAUCAAGAUUUUACUACAUAUGAACAGCACUCAUCUGUAUGUGUGUGGAACAUACGCCUUCAGCCCCACCUGUGCUUACAUAAACACUACAGACUUCUCCCUUGUCAAGAGCGAUACUGGUGAGAUUGUUACAGAGGAUGGGCGGAGCCGCUGCCCCUUCAACCCUGAAUACAAGUCCACUGCCAUCAUGGCUGAUGGAGAGCUGUAUGCUGGUACAGUCAGUAAUUUCCAAGGAAAUGAACCCAUCAUUUACAAGAGUCUAAGCCAAGGAACUGCUCUAAAAACAGAAAACUCACUCAACUGGCUUCAAGACCCAGCCUUUGUUGGCUCUGCCUACAUACAGGAGAGCCUGCCCAAGGGCAACCUAGUGGGUGAUGAUGAUAAGAUUUACUUCUUCUUCAGUGAAGCAGGAAAGGAGUUUGAUUUCUUUGACUACACCAUUGUGUCACGCAUUGCUCGCGUGUGUAAGGGUGACAUGGGAGGCGAGAGGGUUCUGCAGAAGAAAUGGACGACCUUCCUGAAGGCUCAACUCUUAUGCUCUCUGCCUGAUGAUGGCUUCCCCUUCAACAUAAUCCAAGACAUGUUUGUGGUAAUGCCCAGCCCCGAGGACUGGAAGAACACUGUGUUUUAUGGAGUCUUCACGUCUCAGUGGUAUAAAGGUGCUUCAGGAAGCUCUGCAGUGUGUUCCUUCACUAUGGACCAGGUGGAAACGGCGUUCAAUGGGAGAUACCGUGAGGUCAAUCGAGAGACUCAACAGUGGUACACAUACAACCAUCCGGUCCCAGAGCCUCGGCCUGGUGUGUGUAUCACAAACGCUGCCAGGGAACAGGGCAUCUCCUCUUCGCUACACAUGCCAGACAAGGUGCUGAAUUUUGUCAAAGACCACUUCCUGAUGGACAGCGUGAUCCGCAGCCAGCCUCUCCUGCUAAAACGUAAUGUUCGCUACACACAGAUUGCUGUCCAUCAAGUCCAGGCAGCAAAAAAGGCGUAUAAUGUGCUCUUCAUUGGCACAGAUGAUGGGAGACUUCAUAAAGCCAUUAAUGUCAACAACAAGAUGCACAUCAUUGAGGAGAUGGUGCUCUUCCGUGAUUCCCAACCAGUGCAACACAUUGAGCUGGACACUGAAAAGGGUCAGCUGUAUGUUUCCUCUUUCUCUGAACUGGUAGAGGUCCCAGUAGCUAACUGCACUAAUUAUCAGAGCUGCGGGGAGUGCAUCCUCUCCAGGGAUCCUUACUGUGCCUGGAACAGGAGGCAGUGUGUGGAUGUCAGACAGGCACCACCAAGCAAUGCCUGGCAGCAGGAUGUAGAAGAAUCAGACACAUCAGCUAUUUGCAACAAGACACUGCCAAGCUCACGGUUUGCUAAACCUCCACCUACACGAAUGUCUUCAUGCCAGGUGAUUAUUAUACCAGCCAACACGUUCAAGGUACUGCCUUGCAAGCUGCGCUCUAAUUUGGCUGAAAGGAUGUGGGAGUUCAGUGAGAGCUCAGGUCACUUCCAUUACCCCAGCCCAGAAGGGGGGCUAGUAGUUGUAGCUCAAGCUGACAGGCAGGAAACCUACGAGUGCUGGUCAGUGGAGGAAGGCUUCAGACAGCUGCUGGCAAACUACUGUGUGAGGGGCGAGGCAAAGCAGGAGAGCACCACCCUGGCAGGCCGUUCACGUACGCCACAGGUCUCCCAGGAGGAGUUCAUCAUCUUGCCAGGAGAGGCCCGCUCACCACAGAUCAACACUAAGACCUACUGGAACGAGCUGAUAGUGGUGUGUGCCCUCCUGGCGUUUUCCCUGGUGGUCUUCUCUCUAUUUGUGGUCUACAGGAACCGCAACCACAUGAAAUCCAUGCUCAAGGAGGGAGAGUGCCCCAACAUGCAGCAGAAGAAGCCCAGAAUAGUGGGGAAACCGGCUGAGAACUUGCCACUCAACGGCAACACAGUCACAGCGUCGGUGUCAGAUCACAAGGGCUACCAGACCCUUAAUGACAACUACAUCUGUAGCACUCCACCGCACGAGUGCUCGUCGCCCGACAACAGCAAGAGCUUCUCGGAGUCGGAGAAGAGGCCUCUGAACUUGAGAGAGAGCCAUGUAGAGAUUUCUCCCACAUGCCCACGGCCACGAGUCCGACUGGGCUCUGAGAUUAAAGACUCUAUAGUGUGAGGCCGGCUUCAUGUUAUGUGGAGUGAAUCAUUUUAAACCGAAAGGAAAGAGUGCACUUGCUGAGAAAGACAAAACCCUGUAAGAGGGAAAACUGAUCAGACUCUUCAUUUCAUUACACAGAUUUUGCACUUUGUCUAUUUUUUUUUUUUGUUCUGUCCCUGUGGUCAAUGUACAUUUCAUUUUGUUUUCCUUUCACUCCCCUUUAUUCAAGUGCAUUCGAAGUACACUGAAGAAGUUCCAUUUUGCCUUCAGUCAUCUGACGCUUUCACAUAUGGCUCACAGGAAUGUAACAUGUGUAAAGGUGGUGUCACAACUAUGAUCAUUUCAUAGCAUUGCUGCUCAGUCCGUCCAUAAAAUCUACUGGUAAUGCUUUGAAAGGCAGAGUGAUAUUCAAACAUGUUCCCACUAACAGCUGACACAGUGUUUGCUGUUUUUUUUUCAUUCUGUCAUCUGGUUAAGAGCCUACCCUUCACUGAGGCUAUGCACUAUGUACUGUUCUGUAGCAAAGUAAACCCUCACACCAGAAUAUACACUAAUAAUCCAGUGGCAAGCAAGAAAAGAGAAAAAUGUCCUGUCAUAGAUUUGUUUAUUUUUUGAAUAGCCAGUGUACAUUCACAGACGUAUACUCUGUUUUUGCUAAAAUAUAACACAACAAAGAAUUCAGAGAAGAAGAGUUGUGCUAGGAGUUGAUCAAAAAGAGACCAUUAUGUAUAAACUGAAAGAAAACACAAACAAGGAAUCACCUCAGUGGAAAUGUUGUAGAAACUCUUACCACCUCAAUCACUACACAACAAAAAAAUUAUAUAGUCAUAAAUGAAGACAAAUUAUGCUUUUUUUCUAAGUAUUGGUAUUAUUAGUCAAUACAAAUAUUCCUCUGUGGAAGCCUGACAGAGUUUUCUGUCACCAAAUGUGAUAAAGGGAAAAAUCUCAUUCCAGGUAUUAUCAUGCUGUUCUUCAUGAGAUAGGCAGUCUAUGCAAAGCAAAUAAUGUGAAGUGGGGUAAACACCAAGAAAACCUCACCUCGAGACUGAGUAAGCACAAAGGUGUUGGCGCUGUUAAUUACGUUAGGAUCGGUGGCACUGCAAACACACACCCACCUACGCACGCACGCACACACACACACACUAACUCUGAAGUAUGCAAGAGAUUUUAGCCAUUUUGGUGUAUUUUAUGGAGGAAGAUCGGCCAAAUGUUUCUUUUACAGAGAGACAUUUUUCAUAGUCAUUCUUUAAUGUUUUAAAUAUCAAUCACUGUUCUCAAAGGGAAAUAAUAAUAAAUAUUUAAAUACUACACCUAUUCAUAAUCUGAUAUAAAUAACACAUAUCUGUAUAGCCUCAACUUUGAUAUACAUAUUAAUGCGCUCUGCUUGGUUAAAUGGUUUUAAAGGCAAACAUAAAGGCAAUAAUUUUCAUUCUCAUCCAGUAAUAAACACAGGGAUUUUGCAUUUUAAUGAUCUUGAUUAGCCAUCUUCUUAUUCGGAAAUAAUGAAUUAUAAUCCACAUGAUCCACCAAAUGUAUGAGUCAGAUGUUAGAGGAACUUGAAAGCAUUUUCCAUGUCAUACAUUAUUAUUUAAGUCUCACUUGAGUUUGGCUCUAGUGUUGUAAUGCGGCCAGCAAAAUUCAAAUUUCACAAGAAUGCAGGAAGGCAUACUGCUUGACUCAGAAUGCAUAGGAUUUGCACACGAUGUUGAAAAGCCUUAGUACAUUGCAGGUUAUGGA